This is a messenger RNA of Seriola dumerili (greater amberjack), 2465 nucleotides long. RefSeq names its product polypeptide N-acetylgalactosaminyltransferase 15 (gene galnt15). Gene Ontology annotation, cellular component: Golgi apparatus. The coding region runs from base 221 to 2176 and encodes 651 amino acids. The transcript is spliced from 10 exons. NCBI's taxonomy places the organism in Eukaryota, Metazoa, Chordata, Actinopteri, Carangiformes, Carangidae. The record is from RefSeq and is a predicted model, not a curated record.
UGGUGCUCCAUGGAUACAGCUCUGCUCCUCAGAGGACUGAUGAAUAUGUGCGCUUUAUUUAUCUUUCUGUUUAUUGGAUAUAAUCCUUGUCGACUCUCAUCACUUUGGUGAAAUGCAAUCGACUUCAAAGUUGAGGCAAUGCUCAAAAAUGUGGAAGCCAAGACAGCACUGGAGUAACUUCUGAGCGCUGUACCCCCCCUCUCCUUGUGCACUCUCCGGUAUGAGGCUGUGGGGCAGAGCUACAGCUGCCCGGAGGAGGAUGCUCUGCCUCUGGCUGCUGCUCCUGGGGUUCGCUCUUGUUACACUGGCGCUGUCGGAUCUCUUCAACCGCGACAAAAGUCAAAGUCAUCAGAAUCCAGGACCUCCCCGCCGCCCCCUGCAGCGGUUCUCCAGUCCAAUGGACCUGGAGGUCAUCGUGGACUCCCGAGACCCUGCCUUAGAGCUCGGUGUCGAUCUCGCCCCCCUAAAAUCUUUGCAAGAAGACCAGCUUUUAUUCGUGCCAUCCACGCAGGGCACCAAGAGCCCGCCGCAGAAGAAGGGGAGUUACAAGGUGCUUCUGCCCGGAGCAAAUAAGGACAUCACUGCUCCGGCGCCUCCAACGCACGGUGAAAUGGGCAAAGCAGUGCAGCUACACCUGGAAGGUUCGGAGAGGGAAGCGGAGCUGGCUGCAGUGCUGAAGUACGGGUUUAACGAGGUGGUCAGCGAGAGGAUUUCACAGCAUCGCAGGCUGCCUGAGACGCGCCACCCUGGGUGCUUGGGGGAACAGUACAGUGAGUCACUUCCGUCUGCAAGUGUUGUUAUCUGUUUUCAUGACGAAGCCUGGUCCACGCUCCUGCGCACCGUGCACAGCGUCCUGGAUACUGCAGCCAAACAGCAUCUGCAGGAGGUUCUGCUGGUGGACGACCUGAGCCAGCACGGUCACCUGAAGACUGUGCUGAGUGAGUAUGUGUCACAUCUGGAUCGGGUGCGUUUGAUUCGCAGCACCAAGCGCCUGGGGGUGGGAGGGUGCCGUACUCUGGGUGCUGCCAGGGCUGCAGGGGAGGUGCUGGUGUUCAUGGACUCCCACUGUGAAUGCCAGAAAGGCUGGCUGGAACCACUGCUGGAGAGAGUGGCCCAGGACAGGACCAAAGUGGUAUCCCCCAUCAUGGAUGUGAUCGACUGGCAGACCUUUCAGUACAAUGCCACCCAGUGGCCAGUUAGAGGAGUGUUUGACUGGAGACUUGACUUCCACUGGGAGUUAAACCUUCCACUGCAAGACAAGGACCCAGACUCAGCUGUGCAACCUUUACGGACUCCAGCAUUAGGAGGCGGAGUCGUGGCCAUCGACAGACAUUUCUUCCAAAGUGUUGGAGCCUACGACCCUGGGAUGCUGUUGUGGGGGGCGGAACAAAUCGAGCUUUCAAUCAGGGUCUGGUCAUGCGGGGGCUCCAUGGAGGUAGUUCCCUGCUCUCGCGUAGCCCACCUCGACCAUCACCACCUGCCGUACGUCUUCCCAGACCAGGAGCUGCUUCAGAGAAACAAGAUCCGCAUUGCAGACACCUGGAUGGAUGCGUACAGGAAGAUUUUCUACAGGAGAGACACUCUGGCUCAUUUCAUCAGGCAGUCUGAGAGUCCUAACAUCACAGAGCGUCUGCGGCUGAAGAGGAGUCUGGGCUGCAGGAACUUCCACUGGUACCUGACCGCAGUUUAUCCGCAGCUCUACAUCCCCCAGGACAGACCUGCACUGUCAGGCGAGCUGUAUAAUGUGGGCGCUGGCAGCUGUGCAGACUACCCUCGAGGGCAGGGACCACAAGGUGGGCCCAUGAACAUAGCACCGUGCAGUGGGACGGGCAGCCAGCACUGUGAUCUAAACCUUGAGGGUGAAGUGCGAUGGGGUGCGAUGGGGCAUUUGUGUUUGGACGCCAAGGGAGAGAGGGUGGUUCUCUCUCCCUGCCCCACCCACGGACCAACCACCAGCAGCGGACUCCAGUGGAAGUUCAUAAAGCUAAGCGGUCAACUCGUUCACCAGCACUCUCAGUUAUGUCUGGAGGCUGUAAUGGAAGGAGGGCACACGCAGAGCAGCACAAGAGAGGUCGACACCCACACCAACACAGGAGGUCUCUUCCUACGCGCUUGCACCCAUCACCCCAGACAACAGUGGCACUUUGAGCAACUGGUGGCGCCUAAAGGUGCCUGAUACACAAAGCACAUAGACACUGGUGUGUUCGCAAGAUGUGAAUCAUGGGCACAUAUUAUCAUAUAUUUACUAUGCAUAGUGGCAUACAGAAUGCCUUUAGUGAAAUGGUGUAGAAAAAUAUACAAAAUAUAAUUUUUUUGCUCCACUUUGCCACUCGGCUUCUUUGUUCCUGUUUUAAGGAUUGCAAAUAGCAUUUAUUGUGUUAAGUAAUAAAAAAACAGAUGAUCUUUUAGUGAUACCAAGUUUUAAUAUCUAUUAUUGUGUUGUAUAUUUAAUCAUAUUCAUUGUG